Oryzias melastigma (Indian medaka) is the source of this 2823-nucleotide messenger RNA. It is a transcript of the gene slc71a1-2, whose product is annotated as major facilitator superfamily domain containing 14A2. Gene Ontology annotation, molecular function: transmembrane transporter activity. Lineage: Eukaryota; Metazoa; Chordata; Actinopteri; Beloniformes; Adrianichthyidae. Gene Ontology annotation, cellular component: membrane. The record is from RefSeq and is a predicted model, not a curated record. Gene Ontology annotation, biological process: transmembrane transport.
AGGGCGGGACUAAGGCUCAGCCCCGGAAGAAGCGAGGUGGGGAUGAUGAUCAUUUAGCUAGCUUUAGCUGUUUGUAGCUGCGCUGAAAUGAAGCGGAAAAGUGCAGAUUAAUUCCCCUUUUUCCGGCGCUACGAUGAUCGUUUGACAUCAAGAAUGGACAUCAGCUAACAAUGACGGGGGAGAAAAAGAAGAAGAAGCGGCUGAACCGCAGCAUUCUUCUGGCUAAGAAAAUCAUCAUAAAAGAUGGAGGAAGUCCUCAGGGAAUCGGCGAGCCCAGCGUUUACCAUGCUGUGGUGGUCAUCUUCCUGGAGUUUUUUGCAUGGGGUCUCCUCACCACCCCGAUGCUCACGGUAUUACACCAGACCUUCCCCCAGCACACCUUCCUGAUGAACGGCCUUAUCCAUGGGGUGAAGGGCCUUCUGUCGUUCCUCAGCGCUCCUCUGAUCGGAGCGCUGUCCGACGUUUGGGGACGCAAGUCCUUCCUGCUGCUAACGGUCUUCUUCACGUGCGCGCCCAUCCCGCUGAUGAAGAUCAGCCCGUGGUGGUACUUUGCCGUCAUCUCCAUGUCUGGAGUUUUUGCCGUCACCUUCUCCGUGAUCUUUGCGUACGUGGCGGACAUCACGCAGGAGCACGAGAGGAGCACGGCGUACGGUUUGGUGUCGGCCACCUUUGCAGCCAGCCUGGUCACCAGUCCGGCCAUCGGAGCUUACCUGUCCGUUGCCUACGGCGACACCCUGGUGGUGAUCCUGGCCACCGCCAUCGCCCUGCUGGACAUCUGCUUCAUCCUGGUGGCCGUCCCCGAGUCGCUGCCGGAGAAGAUGCGGCCGGCGUCGUGGGGGGCGCCCAUAUCAUGGGAGCAGGCCGACCCCUUCGCAUCUCUGCGGAAGGUGGGCCAGGACUCCACGGUGCUCCUCAUCUGCAUCACAGUGUUCCUCUCCUACCUCCCUGAGGCCGGCCAGUACUCCAGCUUCUUCCUCUACCUGAAACAGGUGAUCCGCUUCUCCUCGGAAACGGUGGCGGCCUUCAUCGCAGUCGUGGGGAUCCUGUCCAUACUGGCUCAGACUGUGGUGUUGGGAAUCCUGAUGCGAUCCAUCGGGAAUAAGAACACCAUCCUGCUGGGCCUCGGCUUCCAGAUCCUCCAGCUAGCCUGGUACGGCUUCGGCUCCCAGCCCUGGAUGAUGUGGGCGGCCGGAGCCGUCGCCGCCAUGUCCAGCAUCACCUUCCCCGCCAUCAGCGCCAUUGUGUCCCGAAACGCCGACCCUGACCAGCAAGGUGUGGUCCAGGGCAUGAUCACAGGAAUCCGGGGGCUGUGUAACGGUUUGGGCCCCGCCCUGUACGGCUUCGUCUUCUACCUUUUCCACGUGGAGCUGAGCGACACGGACGGCUCUGAGAAAGGCGCCAAAGUCAACAUGGCGAACCCCACAGACGAGAGCGCCAUCAUCCCGGGCCCCCCCUUCCUGUUCGGUGCCUGCUCCGUGCUGCUGUCCCUGCUGGUGGCGCUCUUCAUCCCCGAGCACACGGGGCCCGGCGUGCGGCCGGGGGCCUACAAGAAGCACAGCAACGGGGCGCAGAGCCACUCCCACAGCCCCCAGGGCAGCGGGGCGGAGGGCAAGGAGCCGCUGCUGGAGGACAGCAGCGUAUAGCCCCGCCCCCCACGCGGACGCCGGGCGCAGACGGACUGAACUGCUCAGAUCUGUGUCCACAGCACAAGGGGGGGUCCUCGUUCCCCAACGCGGGGUCCUGGAGCGGCUGCACCCCCCCACGCCACUGAGGACCUGAUGGCGCCUCCGUGUUGUUUGUCCCGCAGCACCAGAAGGGAUCGGUCCUGGGGGGGUCCAGGCUCUCGGCUGAACUCUUCUACGUUUACUUGCCAAUCUGUAGGUUCCUGGUGGGGUCUGCGUCGUGUGUCCUCUCCGUUCACGCCGAACGGGCGCCGUUUUUAUCCCCCAAACAAACGUUGCCUUGAAGUGACUUCAGAUCAACAUCAUGAACCGAAUGACGACCGCGGUCCGAGAGGCUCUGGAAUCUGACGCUAUCGCUCCCAUCGGAGCUCCAACGCUUUUUACUCAUUUAUACUCGCCCCCCUCCCAUGGUCCAUCCUGACGGUUACCACGGCGGCGGGCGCUCCGGCCUCUGGAGCUCUGAUAUCCUAUCACUGAGCUCCAGAGAAAACCUGCGGCGAGCGGAGCGAAUCUCCACCCCCCUGAAACAUUUCACUGUAAACAGUCCAGGUGACUCCGCCCCCUCAGGAGGGUGGGCCUGAAACACAGGUCUGCAGCAGAUCCUCUGUGAGGAGGUGAUGCUGCUCCGGUGGGCGUGGCCUCUGAUGCCCCCCGUCUUGGCUGUACAAGAGGAUUCAAACAGCAGCAGUCUGGAUGGAAAACCUGCGUUCCUGCAGCAGCAGGUCCUGUAACGUCUCCUCACAGACAGGAAGCUGUCGGAGUGGGGGGGUGGGGGGUCAGCCUCACCUGUAAACCCCGACGGCGCCGCUCGUCCCGCCUCUUCCUGCCAGCAGACUCGUGUGGACCGCUCUGACGGCGUCAGACGUUUGUGCCAAAGCAGUUCUUGCGGGGGGGUCCAACCCUCUGGUUGAACCCCCCCACCCCCACCCCCCGUCGGUGGACUCAUUUCAUUUCUCUGGAAGGUUUUUUCUUUUUUAAUAUCUUUUAAGUUGUCCGUCUUUUUUUAGUAUUUUUCUGCAUUUUUCUCGAUGAAUCUUUUGUGCCUAAAAUUAGCCAAGAAACGAAGAUGGCAAGUCAUGGUGGUUAUUAUGUACAUAUGGGAAACUAAUGAUAAACUAUUUAUUAAAGGUUUAUUGUACAA